This is a messenger RNA of Phialemonium atrogriseum, 1147 nucleotides long. RefSeq names its product putative sam dependent protein. The record is from RefSeq and is a predicted model, not a curated record. Lineage: Eukaryota; Fungi; Ascomycota; Sordariomycetes; Cephalothecales; Cephalothecaceae. Gene Ontology annotation, molecular function: methyltransferase activity. Bases 165 to 938 code for a protein of 257 amino acids. The transcript has 6 exons.
CCCGCCUCAGCUUGCGCGAAUCGACCGCAUCGAUAACCUCCAGCAUCCUCGAGUACCGACAAAUCCAUGGCCGGGAGUACCAGUCGUCCAAGACAACCGAAUACUGGGCCCCAGUCGACAACAAGCAUAUCGAGGGAUUUGAUGUGGCACACCAUUAUACACGGAUGCUGAUGAACGACAAGCUCUACGCUGCCCCCAUCGGAGACAACCCUCAAACAAUCCUAGACGUGGGAACGGGAACUGGAAUUUGGGCCAUUGACAUCGCCGAUGAAUUCCCGUCCGCCGAGGUGAUUGGCACCGACAUAUCGGCGGUCCAGCCCCCCUGGGUCCCCCCCAACUGCUCUUUCCAGAUCGACGACGCACAGCUGGACUGGACGUUCAAGGAAGACUACUUCGACUUUGUCCACAUCCGCCACCUGUACGGCGGCAUCGACAACUGGGAGAAGCUAUACCGCCAGACCUUCACGCACCUCAAGCCGGGGGGCUGGUUCGAGAACAUCGAGGUCGACAUCGAGACGCGGUCCGAGAACCCGAAGGUGGCCAACGAUGAGGAUCACAUCUUCAAGAAGUGGUGCGAUCUUUUCUGGAAGGCCGGCGACAAGCUGGGCCGGACCUUCCGGAUCGCGCGCGAUGGACAGAUGGAGAAAUACAUGAAGGAAGCUGGCUUCGUCGACAUUGUCCAUCAGCAUUGGAAGGUGCCCAUCGGCGGCUGGCCGCAGGACCCGAAGCUCAAGCGCGUUGGGCAGUACAACGGGCUGUUCAUCGACCAGUCCCUGGACGGCUUUGCCGUCUACCCGGUCGGCGAGGUCUUGGGCUGGACCUUUGAGGAGGUCGACGUGCUCGUGGGCAAGAUGCGCGCCGCCCUUCGGGAUCCCAAGGCGCUGCCUUAUUUCAACCUGCACAUGGUUUAUGGUCGCAAGCCUGAUACCCCGAAGUGAUACCCCGAAGUCUGCUCUUAGCAAGUAAUUAUCUAGUUUUGCGCUGCUAUUCUAGAAAAAAAUAGCCAAACAGACACUGUCUGCAUGCCGCUGUAACAAACACACGAACACGCGCGCAUGACCGUGGUGUGGCUGGGAAGUAACUGGUGCCUCUUCUCAGUCCCAAUGAUGGAAGUGGAAAAUACCAUUCUGACGGGCUGAGCGCCGAA